CGGGUGCGGUUCCCCCAGCCCCGGGCCCUGCACAGACCAGACGCGGCUCCGAGCCGGCGCUUUGCGAAGUUCCGUCCCGCCCAGCUUCCCGGACACCCCAAGCCCACCCUGCGCCCCCAGGCCCUUGAGAUUUCGGUCCAAACCCUGCCCCUGUGCGCUUCCCUCCGUUCCACCUGCGGGCGGCAGGGUGGGGAACGGGGAACAGUCUCGGGCCCGCGCCGGCCCAGGUGCAGCCCCUUCCCCAGCUUCUUCUCUCGAGCGGACGCGCCACGUCCCCACUCGCCGUGUGGCCUCCCCCGCGGGCACCCAGGCUGCGCCCAGCAAGACGCGGCCUCCUCGGCUCGUAGUUGGCGUCCAGGGUCUAUCGAAGCCCAUUUAGGGGAAAGCCGCCAGUCCGCGCCUCCCCGGCCCCGGGGUCCCUCCCUCUCCGUCCCUCUUGCCAAAGGCCGGGCCGGGGCGUCCUUGGCUUCCCCAGAGGGCUCGGGGCAGCAGCGGGCCAGCUGGUUCGCUUCAGGGCGGUCGCCGCCCCCACCCCCCGGCAGGGCUGUAACCCGAGCCGGGCCGCCGCCACCUCCCCUCUGACUCCCUCGGCCGCCGCUCAGCCCCGUGCCGCGCAGUGCCGAGGCGGCCCCGACAGACAGCCCGCCGGCCCGCAGACGCCGCCAUGGAGCUCGGGGCCUGUGCGCCCGCCGCCACCGCCGCGCCGGGGGCCCUGGGGCGGGGUGGCCAUCGGCCGGCCUUGCUGGGCACUUUGUUGGGCACCUUGUGCCUGCUCCCCGGGCUCCUGCUGCUGGCCCGGCUGGGGUUGCCAGCCGCCCGGAGCGCGGUGCAGGGGGACGUGACUUCGCCGACCCCUGCCGGAGUCCCGGCCAGGCUGGGCCCGGGCCCGCUGCCCCCGCAGGCGCCCCGCAGACGCCGCUACACGCUGACGCCAGCCCGGCUGCGCUGGGACCGCUUCAACCUCACCUACAGGGUCCUGUCCUUCCCUCGGAACCUGCUGAGCCCCAGCGAGACGCGGCGGGGUCUGGCCGCAGCCUUCCGCAUGUGGAGUGACGUGUCCCCCUUCAGUUUCCGCGAGGUGGCCCCGGAGCAGCCCAGUGACAUCCGCAUAGGCUUCUACCCCGCCAACCACACCGACUGCCUGGCCUCGGCGCUGCACCACUGCUUCGACGGGCCCACGGGCGAGCUGGCGCACGCCUUCUUCCCCCCGCACGGCGGCAUCCACUUUGACGACAGCGAGUACUGGAUUCUGGGCCCCACGCGCUACAGCUGGAAGAAAGGUGACGGGGCGGCGCAGGCGGGCGGGGGCCUGGAGGCCGCGGGCCUGGGUCCCAGAUGCCGCGUCCCGCUACAGCCCGCACCCUGGGGGAGGCGGGGCUGCAUUCCUGGGGGCCGAGCUCAGCGCCUGGGCUGGGCCCAGUCGGGGCGCAUUCUUAUCUGCGCCCGGGGCGGCCCAGCAGCACAGCUGCCGGCGUGGGUGGGCGGGGGCGGCGCGGGCUCUGACCACGGCCCCGCAGGCGCGUGGCUCACCGACCUGGUGCACGUGGCGGCGCACGAGAUCGGCCACGCGCUGGGCCUGAUGCACUCGCUGCAGGGCCGCGCGCUCAUGCACCUCAACGCCACGCUGCGCGGCUGGAAGGUGCUGUCGCAGGACGAGCUGUGGGGGCUGCACCGGCUGUAUGGCUGCCUGGACCGCCUGUUCGUCUGCGCCUCCUGGGCCCGGAAGGGCUUCUGCCAAGGCCGCCAGAGGCUGAUGAAGAGGCUCUGCCCCAGCAGCUGUGACUUCUGCUACGAGUUCCCCUUCCCCACGGAGGCCACCACCCCGCCUCCUCCCAGGACCAAAACCAGGCUCGUGCCAGAGGGCAGAAACAUGACCUUCCGCUGUGGCCAGAAGAUCCUGCACAAGAAAGGCAAAGUGCACUGGUACAAGGACCAGGAGCCCCUGGAGUUCUCCUACCCCGGCUACCUGGCGCUGGGAGAGGCACACCUGAGCAUCAUCGCCAACGCCAUCACAGAAGGCACCUACACGUGCAUGGUGCGCUGGCGCCGCCGAGUGCUCACCACCUACUCGUGGCGCGUACGCGUGCGUGACUGAUAAAGCACUUUCGGCUCCAUCUCGGCCCUUCUUGGGGGGCGCGCAGGGGGCCAGUGUGGCCGAGUCAGACCCCACACCUGGACUGACCAGGAGGCACAGAGAGGCAAGAACUCUUCCAGGCAGCUCCUGGGAAGUGGAAUUCAGUGAGGCCAGAUGCUCGGGACAGGGGGCCAGCACCGCACCCCUCAGCCCUCCCGAAGGCCAACAGGCCGUCCUGAAAGAACAGACCAGACCAGACUUUCCUCUGAGAAACUUUACUACAUUUUGGAACACGACGAACUUAUACAAAACCAGGUGGCCCUCUGGGCUCAGCUCUGGGCUCCGGGAAGGCCCGAAGUUCAGUCCAUCAGGCCCUCUCUGGGCCUCUGGCGGGCCAGCCCGUCUCAGCUGAAAAAAUACAUCCUUUGCUUCCACACGGA
Suncus etruscus (white-toothed pygmy shrew) is the source of this 2514-nucleotide messenger RNA. RefSeq names its product matrix metallopeptidase 23B (gene MMP23B). Gene Ontology annotation, molecular function: zinc ion binding; metalloendopeptidase activity. The transcript has 7 exons. Gene Ontology annotation, cellular component: extracellular matrix. The record is from RefSeq and is a predicted model, not a curated record. NCBI's taxonomy places the organism in Eukaryota, Metazoa, Chordata, Mammalia, Eulipotyphla, Soricidae. Gene Ontology annotation, biological process: collagen catabolic process; extracellular matrix organization; proteolysis. Bases 665 to 2095 code for a protein of 476 amino acids.